Messenger RNA from Melopsittacus undulatus (budgerigar), 5017 nucleotides. Its product is annotated as mesoderm induction early response protein 3-like. The record is from RefSeq and is a predicted model, not a curated record. Lineage: Eukaryota; Metazoa; Chordata; Aves; Psittaciformes; Psittaculidae. The transcript has 13 exons. The coding region runs from base 114 to 1763 and encodes 549 amino acids. Gene Ontology annotation, cellular component: nucleoplasm. Gene Ontology annotation, molecular function: histone deacetylase binding; transcription corepressor activity. Gene Ontology annotation, biological process: negative regulation of transcription by RNA polymerase II.
GGGUCUCUCUUUUCUUCCCUCCUUAGUCGGUUCCGGUUGAAGCUUAGUGGCUGCUAUUGGCUUAGUGACCCCAUCCGGGCAUUCGGUGCAGCGUUAUCGGUCAUCGUCCCAAUAUGGCGGAGGCUUCAUUUGGGAGUUCGAGCCCAGUUGGCUCUUUAUCGUCUGAGGAUCAUGACUUUGACCCUUCUGCUGAAAUGCUGGUACAUGAUUGUGAUGAUGAGCGAACUCUUGAAGAAGAGGAAAUUAUGGAAGAAAACAAGAAUUUCAGCUCUGAAAUUCAAGAUUUAGAAAAGGAAGGAAACAUGCCACUGGAAGAUUUACUGGCAUUCUAUAGCUGUGAACCUGCAAUUCCAGUUAUGGCUGGUUCUAGUGCAGAUAGCUCUCCAAGUGAACUUGCAGAUGAACUUCCAGAUAUGACUCUAGAUAAAGAGGAAAUUGCUAAAGACCUCUUAUCGGGUGAUGAUGAAGAAACACAGUCUUCUGCUGAUGACUUGACACCAUCAGUUACUUCACAUGAGGCUACCAACUUCUUUCCUCGGCCAUUAAGAUCAAACACUAUGUGUGAUGGAGAUAAGGAAUCAGAAGGUGAAGGCGUAGAGGCAGACAGUGGUAAUUCAUCUGAAGAGUUGAGAAAGGAAAUAAUGGUUGGUUCACAAUAUCAAGCUGAAAUUCCACCUUACCUUGGCAGAUACCAUAAUAUUGAAAGGGCCUAUGAAAACGAAGACCAUUUACUUUGGAAACCUGAUGUGAUCUCAGAAAGUAAAGUUAAAGAAUACCUGUUUGAAACCUCCUUAAGAACAGGAAAUGAAAACAUGAUAUGCAGAAUUCCUGAAGGACUACAUACACGGGACAAUGAACAAGCACUAUAUGAACUUCUCAAAAGUAGCCAUAAUGUUAAAGAAGCAAUUGAGAGAUACUGUUCAAAUGGAAAGGCAUCUCAGGAAGAGAUGACAGCAUGGACAGAAGAAGAAUGCAGAAGCUUUGAACAUGCACUUCUGAUUUAUGGAAAAGACUUUCAUCUCGUACAGAAAAACAAGGUAAGAACCAGAACAGUUGCUGAGUGUGUGGCUUUCUAUUACAUGUGGAAAAAGUCAGAACGUUAUGAUUACUUUGCUCAGCAAACAAGAUUUGGAAAGAAGAGAUAUAACCAUCAUCCAGGAGUUACGGACUACAUGGAUCGUUUGGUAGAUGAAGCAGAAGCCCUUGGAGAAGUACAUUCUUCAGCCUUAACAUCUCAUACUCGAACAGAAACCAUUCCUGAUCAACAGCUAAGCAUUCUGAACUCUAUUACUGCUAGUGAGCUGACAGCAUUGACAAGCAGUGUAGCUACAGUCUGCCAUGAUUCAGAUGUGAAUUGCCUGGAUGAUACCUUUCCUCCUAUGGACAGCUUACCCCGAGCACCAGUUAAUCAUGUGCCUGUUGGAACAGAGGAAUUGCUUAACUUGCCUAGCAGUGGUGAAAGCGAUUGUUUUAAUUUAUUUGAGACUGGCUUUUAUCAUUCAGAGCUAAACCAAAUGAACACAUGCAGUGAGGAAACAGAAAGACCUGCGAAGAGGUUGAAAAUGGGGAUUGCUGUCCCAGAAUCUUUCAUGAAUGAUGUCUCUGUAAAUAAUCUUGGUGUGGACUUUGAUAACCAUGCACACCAUAUUACCAGUGCCAAAAUGGCUGUUUCAGUGGCUGACUUGAGUUUAUCUGCAAAUGAGACAAAUGGUUUUAUUAGCACCCAUGCUCUUCACCAACAUACUGCCCUUCACUCAGAAUGACUGUGGAAAACUAAACAAACAGUGGGUACUUUAUGCAGUAGUAGUAAACUUAAUGGGAGCUAUCAGGUUUGCUUAGUCUUUCACUGGAAGUUUGAAUUUUGACAUCAGUGAUGUCUCUUUAUGUAUAGAACUAUAUCUUGAUUUAUCAAGAGUAAUUUCUUUUUUCAGUCCAGAAGUGUGGAGAUGUUUGGUGGAAUUUGGGACUGUAGAGAGAGGCCACCAUUUCAAAACCAGCACAGAAGUUCUGAACUUAUUGGAGUGGCUUUUUAGUCUAAGUUACUUUUGCCAUAACAGAUACAGUGUAAAACAACAUUUAGAGGUACUGAUACUGAUUCUCUGCUCAUUGUAGCUCCCACCCUCUUAUAAAGGGAGGGAUGGGCUUCUCUAAAUUAAACUACACAAAUAUACAAGGAUGUUUUUUUAAAUGGAAACUUCUUUCAUGUGAUACCAGAGUACUUCAGUUUAAAACCCAGCAAGUUCAUCUUGGUGGAAGCUAGCACAAGGGACUUAACAUGAGUAAAGCAUGAAGACCUACACUUGGAUGCUGUUGCAAAAUUAUAGGACAUGGCUACCUUACAUAGAAGUAAUUAUGCUGUCAGUUAUCUGUGUACUUUAAACUUACUAGCUUAAACAGAUGCAUCUUAGGCUAUUGUAUUCAGAUGCGGUUUGUCCACAACUUUGAAGAUGAAUGCACCUGUGUAAUUUAACUUUCCUAAGGCAGCUGAUAUAUGAAAGCUACAGUCUGCAUAGCUUAGGAUUUAUCAGUAAACAAACAGUCUGUGUUUUGGAAGACAUCUUGAAUUAUUUGGAACACUGCAGUUCAAAUUUUUAAAAUUUUGAGGGACUAACUAAUUUUUCUAAAAAUAUUAGAACAUUGAAGUAUGUAUCCAAAAGUUUUUCUUCAAAGUGGAUUGCAUCUAUUUGUUUUGGCAAGUCACUGGCUCAAAAAUGGCACUUAACUACAUUGGUCAAAUAUAAGAAAGGAUGAGUAAAAAUGUUUCCCAUAAAAGCAACUAUUUAACUUAAGUAUUUUUUUACUUUAAACAUUGAGUGCAAUUUAGCCAUCCACAAAAUUUUUCUUGCAAAUGUUUUUUCCAGUUCUUGUGGAACAACGUUACUUCAGUAGGAUAACCUCUUUCCCUCUGUACUUUUUCUUUGCACUGUUUGUAUUACAAAUUUAAUUGCCACUAAUUUGUUUUCAUUAUUGAAGUAAUUAAGUAUGUGUUGGUGAUAUUUGUAAUAGUUGCUUCAAAGUUAUGCUGAGUAAUUAUAAAGUAAUGACUUUAAUAUUUGGAAAGGAAGAGGGUAUUUAUUAUGUGUACUGUGAAGUGUAUUGACAUCCUGAGUUUCAGAUGCAACAUAUGGAGUUUUCUUUACAGCACUGUAAUGAAGAUUGCCUUGAAGCAUUUAUGCAAUAGCACAUUUACCAUAUUAAAAGAAAUUAGUGUAGCACAGUGGACAAAAAUAAUUUGUAAUCACUUCUUAGCAUAUACAUCUGAAAUAUGUAAUUCUAGUAAGUACACAGUAAAAAAUGGGUAGCCUUGGCCCUAUGUUGUACUCUUGACAUAUUUAGCCAAGUUGUCAGCUUCUUGUUGCUGUGUUUUGUGCUGAACUGCUUACCUUGUUUCUUUUGUUUAUGAAUCAACACAUUUUAUGUAAUUUUGUAAAAUACUGGCCAUAGUCCUUCAUUGUUAUAUGUUCAAAUUUAUGGGUUUGCAGAAAGUGGCUGGUCUGUAUAAAAAUCAUUAUACAAAGAUGACUGAAUGCUUAUACCAGUUGCACUUAAAUGAACGUGCCCAUUCUUAUUAGCUGAUGCAGUAAUAUAUUCAGUUUAUCUAUGCAUUGCUGGGCUCUUAAUGUAGAUGGAGACUUGUGUAAGGUUUGGGUUGCAGCAAGUUGAAUGGACACCUUAGUUAUUAAAUACUUUUGACCAAAAUUCAGAAAAUGAGAGAAAAAUUAAUUCCAGCUAGUCUAAUAGAUUUUUAGAUGCUGAUCAUAUUUAGCCUGUUGGCUAGCUAGCUCAUAUUGUUUACUUUUAAUUCCUUGUUAAAAUGAGGCAAUAAUUUGCAAGAUUUUGUAAAUAUGUAAAUUCUUCAUAUCUUUAGAUACCUGUUUCAAUAUUUUCUGACUACUUAUGUGUAUAGUAACAUUUUUGUGUGUGCUUGAUGUGAAAUUCAUAAAUUUGUGCCACUAUGACUUUAUCCAUGUCAAAUAGCUAUUUAUUGAAUUUUUCUUUCAGAAGCUGGAUUUAAUUAUUUUUCUCUCAGUUUAAACAUUUAAAAUUGAGAACUUGUUGCUGUUUAUUAAAAGAAUUGUGUUUUGAAAGUCAGCAUGAAGAUAAAUGAAUUUCAACCAUAUGAAGAAAUUGUAUUGCCUUGGUUCUUUGAUGGUGAAGCACGAUUCUUAUAACAAACUGUGAUGAAUUCUUUGUCCUCUGCCAUACUUUUUCUUUAUACAAACAAACCAAAAAACCAUAAUGGGCAAUUGCAAUGUUGGUAAAUAUAUCCUUUUUAUAUACAGGGAGUCUGAAGAGGAUAGCUGAUUAAUUUAAAGUGUAACUUGGCAUUUUGAUUAUAGCAAUACUUUUACUUUGGUUGCAUGUAUGUCAUCUUUUCAUACUAGGUUUUUAAAUAUUAAGUUUUCCUCCUGUUAUGGUUAAACUGCUGAAUUUACUUGGAGGUUACUAAAUUGUGUACUAUUAGGUCAAAGAAUUGUGCAAUUAUUUCCUGUUUUGAUUUUUGAGGGUCAAAAAUGUAGUAGUGAUACUACUAAUUUAACCAAAGUUUUUAGGUGAAUAUUUCAAUUUUGAAUGUAAACUAAUGGAGAAACUGACCAACAGGGACACUAUUUGCCCAGCAUUACAAGCACAUUGUCUACAGAUGGGGAAACUAAAUACAGUAAUUUAUAAAAUAAUGACAAGGUUACUAUAUAUUUUUUUUUAUAUAUAUAUUCCUGGUUUUCAUUGGAAGAAGGAAAAUACUGUCAAUUGUAAAAUACAGUAGGUAUGGUUAUAGUCCUCUUAAUAAAACAGAGUUUCCAGUUAUUCAAAGUACAUCCCUGUGCAUAACAACAUCUUUAGUGAAAAUUGGAACGUGUUUUUAAUAUCAGAUGCUCAAGAGGAAGUUGCUGUUGUUGCAUUGGUUUUAAUAUUUGAACAUAAACACUGAUAUUUUUUUUAAGCAUUAUUUUGUAUUUGUUGUACUUUAAUACCUGGUGUACAAGUCCAGAAAUAAAUGUCUGGAAACCUUUCUUUA